Molecule: messenger RNA, 1023 nt
Organism: Triticum urartu
Lineage: Eukaryota; Viridiplantae; Streptophyta; Magnoliopsida; Poales; Poaceae
Product: membrane protein PM19L-like
Source: RefSeq, a predicted model, not a curated record
CCUCAUCCAGAAAUCAUCACUUUCCAUUCGAUUCUUCCUCUUGCUCUUGCGCCCCAAUCUCCUCGGUACGUAGCAAAGUUAAUCCAUUGAGUGCCAGAGCUCCGUCUCCAUCUCCACCAAGAAGAAGGAGAAGCUAGCUAGCUAGCAACAGGCAGCAGCUAGCAAUGGCGGGCGUGGGUCGGAACAUGGUGGCGCCGCUGCUGGUGCUGAACCUCAUCAUGUACCUCAUCGUCAUCGGCUUCGCCAGCUGGAACCUUAACCACUUCAUCAACGGCCUCACCAACCGGCCCGGCGUCGGAGGCAACGGCGCCACCUUCUACUUCCUCGUCUUCGCCAUCCUCGCCGGGGUCGUGGGCGCCGCAUCCAAGCUCGCCGGCGUGCACCAUGUCCGCACCUGGCAUGGGGACAGCCUCGCCACCUCCGCGUCCUCCUCCCUGGUUGCCUGGGCGAUUACCGCCUUGGCUUUCGGGCUGGCAUGCAAGGAGAUCCACAUCGGCGGGUACCGUGGGUGGCGCCUCCGGGUGCUGGAGGCGUUCGUCAUCAUCCUGGCCUUCACGCAGCUGCUCUACGUGCUGGCGCUGCACUCUGGGCUGUUUGGCAACCAGUUUGGUAACCAUGCUGGUGGAUACGGCGCGGAGCACGGCGGGUAUGGCGCCGGCGAUCCGCACAACAAGGGCAUGGGCACCGGCGGCGUCGCCAGGGUCUGAAUCGGCCGGGUAGAUGCCUCGGCGGCGACAGUGACAGGCUGAUAAUAAGGUGUAUGUAUAAAUGUGUGUGUUCCGGUAGGCAUGUACUCUUCUUUUUUGUAGGGAAGGACGACGUGCGUGCAUGCGUACAUGUGGUACUACUGCAGGAUGCAUGGUUCUUAGUGUGUGUGUGUGUGUGUGUGUUUUUAUUAUCUAGUCCGAGAUCGAGAUAGAGAUCGAUCAGUCCAUGCUUCUUCUCCGACCAGACCACAGCAAUGUCUGGAUGUGGAUGAAUGGCUGCACUUGUUUCAUUUAGUACUACUACUCUACUUCCGAU